AGACAUACACAAACGAAUCCGCUCUUUGCGUUUUUGUUGUUUUAUCCGAGCUUCAUUGUGACUGCAUAAAUGAUCUAGAUUUGGUACAUAUAUGUUACAGUAUACGUGGACCAAACUAUUCAAUACACAUUUUAUCAUUUGCUCGUUCCAGCCUCUGUUAAAAAAUUUGAAGAUUUCUUCAACUUUUUUAUCCUAUUUCAUCUCUUGAUUUGAUUAUUUGGAAAUGGCAGAAAGACCUGAAGGCUAUGGAUUUACAGCUGAAUUGGAGGCUAAAAUGAGUGGCAAAUACGACCCUGAGUUGGAGAAAGACGUGCGGGAGUGGAUGGGAGCAGUGACAGGAGAACCCCUCGACGGCGAAGGGCCCGAUCAACUGCACUCAGUACUUAGGGACGGAACAUAUCUGUGCAACCUUGUGAACAAAAUCCAACCAGGGAGUGUGAAGAAAAUGAACACAUCCAAGAUGGCCUUCAAACAGAUGGAAAAUAUUAAUUUCUUUCUCUCGGCGUGCGAAGCUCUAGGAUGUGCGAAAAUGGACUUGUUCCAGACUGUGGAUCUUUAUGAGGCGCAGAAUAUGGGAGCUGUGAUCACUGGAAUAUUGGCACUUGGUCGUAGGGCACAGACUAUAGGCUUCGACGGGCCAGUUCUCGGACCUAAAGAGGCAUCUGAGAACAAGCGGGAGUUCUCCGAAGAACAGAUGAGAGCUGGCGGUAAUGUCAUCGGACUUCAGAUGGGCUCAAAUCAAGGUGCCUCUCAAGCGGGCCAGAACUUCGGCAAAACCAGAGCCAUCAUUGACUGAAACAAAAGCCGAAUUAAAAAAAUAAAAAAGUAUCGAAAUUUCAAUGGUUUGAAGGGUAAACUUAAUAAUUGGUCUUCAUUGCAGGCGAAGAACUUCAAAUUUACAGCUUAAUGUUUUUGUAACUAUCAUCAGUAAAUAUGAUGAACUAUUAAACAGGUAAUUGAUAUAUUAAUGCGUAAAAUUCUGGAGCUUUCAAACUAAG
Messenger RNA from Symsagittifera roscoffensis, 998 nucleotides. RefSeq names its product myophilin-like. The record is from RefSeq and is a predicted model, not a curated record. The coding region runs from base 224 to 796 and encodes 190 amino acids. Gene Ontology annotation, cellular component: actin cytoskeleton. NCBI's taxonomy places the organism in Eukaryota, Metazoa, Xenacoelomorpha, Acoela, Convolutidae. The transcript has 4 exons. Gene Ontology annotation, biological process: actin filament organization. Gene Ontology annotation, molecular function: actin filament binding.